CCCCAAGAAUCCAGGAAGAAUCUAGACAAUACCACUCACAUCAAAGCUAUGAUACGACGCAGCACUAACCUAGUCUAUUGGAUAUCGAGUACUAUUCUUGAUGAACCUGAUAUUAAGAAACGAGCGCAAGUAAUCAAGUACUGGAUUAAAGUCGGGGACUAUUGUUUACACUUAUCAAAUUACAACACACUUAUGGCAAUUCGGUGUUCUUUAAAUUCUUCUGGAAUUGCUCGAUUGAAACUUACUUGGGAAAUCGUUCUUCGGUCAACUAAGCAUAAAACAAUGCUUGAAACAACUUACCGUGUUGCCGAUUCCCAAAGAAAUUUCGCUAAUUAUCGGAAAUGUCUCAAGAACGCCACUUCUCCAUGCUUACCAUUUCUUGGGAUUUAUCUCAGUGACAUUCUAUUCCUUGAUGAAGGCAAUCCAGGGUAUCGUGUUUCACACAUAAAACCACACCAGCAGUUUGUGAACUUUGAUAAAUAUAUUAAGCUGUCCCGUGUGCUCGCCGAAAUUAAGCUUUUUCAAGUCCCUUACAAACUCAAACUCAUCGAAGAUGUCCAACGUUACCUUUUGCACUGUCUGGAAAUGGAUAUCGAAACCGACGAAAGCUUGAUUUACACAAAGAGCCUAGAGGUUGAACCUAAAUUUGUUGACCCAGCAAUCAUAGCUUCAUAACAGAGAAAGAUGCUUACAAGCUUGUCAAAAUUGAAAGCUUUUAUAUCUUUUUGUGCUGGUCCUAUUAAUGUAUUUUUCAAAUUUUAUAUUUUGCUUUAUCUAAAUACUUUAUAAACCUC
Molecule: messenger RNA, 794 nt
Organism: Phycomyces blakesleeanus NRRL 1555(-)
Lineage: Eukaryota; Fungi; Mucoromycota; Mucoromycetes; Mucorales; Phycomycetaceae
Exons: 2
Coding region: 49-675 (208 amino acids)
Biological process (GO): Ras protein signal transduction; positive regulation of GTPase activity
Cellular component (GO): plasma membrane
Molecular function (GO): guanyl-nucleotide exchange factor activity
Source: RefSeq, a predicted model, not a curated record